CCUUCUACCAGCAAUGCAAGCCACCAAAAUGCGUACACCAUUUGCCAUACAAGAAAUCUUGGGUUUGGGUGUGGGUUCCGCAGCAGCCGCGGCGGCCGCCGGUUAUGCACAUCCCGUACAUUUGCAUCAGCAUCCGGCUGCUGCUGCCCUGCCACCCAGUGUCACCACACCGCCACCCUCCAGUCACAAUUCAUCGACAGCUAGCAGCAAUACCGCAUCACAACAGCAACAACAUAGUCUAACAGCAACAUCACAACAACAACAUCGUCUUUCAACAUCUUCCCCACCACCGGCCCAUACACCCAAUGAUUGUACAAAUGCUCCAAUUUCACCUGCCUCGUCAACGGCCACAGCCACUCCGGGACGUCAUCGUGAUUCACGUUCAAUAUCACCGGAUGUUACUCGGCUCUCGGCUGCAGCAGCUGCCGCCGCGGCUGCUGCCCAUGUCCAAUUGCCUGUUUUUAAUCCGGCAAAUUUUUAUGCUGCCGCCGGUUAUGCUGCGGAUCAUGGUGGCCCAUUGGCCGCUCAUCAUCAUCACAUGACCACAUUGGCAGCGGCUGCUUAUUUGAGGGGGUUUCUGCCGCCGGGUUUCAGUACACCACAUGAAUUUCGCGGUCAUUUUCAGCAACAUUUUGGUACACAAUUUGCGGACCAAGCAACCCGAGCCGGUGCCGAUUAUUCAGGUCCCCUAAACAGCAGCAGUAAUAACAACAAUGAUGACAAUUCACCCAGCAAAUCAAGUUCAGCCUCAGCCAGCAGCCAAAAUAACUCAUCCUCUUCGACCAAUAAUACCCCCAACUCAACAAAUAAUUCCUCCACCAAUCAACCUGGCACCCCCACCCGGCCAACAUUGUCGCCUGCCGAGCAUGCUGCCGCGGCAUUGGCCCAUCAUGCUGCCGCAGCGGCUGCUGCACACCAUGCUCACUCCCAUUCUCAGCAUCAUGGCCAUCCCAUGGCAGCGGCAGCACAUCAUGCGGCUGCAGCAGCUGCUGCUGCACAUCAUCAUGCCCAUGCCCAUAAUCCAGCCGUGGCGGCAGCAGCACAUCAUGAAGCUUUUCUAAAUGGUGCAGCUGGGGCGGCAGCAAAUGGCUUGCUUGGCCAUCAUCCGGCCACGGGGCCAGAUGGUGUACUACUCGGUCCCGCUGGCAGUGGUAAAAAGAAAAAUAAACGUCGUCAUGGUCGUACGAUUUUUACGAGUAAUCAAUUGGAGGAGUUGGAAAAGGCAUUCAAAGAUGCCCAUUAUCCGGAUGUCAGUGCCAGGGAAUUGCUAUCAAUGAAAACGGGUUUGGCCGAAGAUCGUAUACAGGUUUGGUUCCAAAACCGCCGUGCCAAAUGGCGUAAAACCGAAAAAUGUUGGGGCCACAGUACAAAAAUGGCCGAAUAUGGUCUAUACGGCGCCAUGGUGCGUCACUCUCUGCCCCUACCCGAAACAAUUAUUAAAUCUGCCAAAGAAGAUGAGUCGGUGGCUCCCUGGCUAUUGGGUAUGCAUAAAAAAUCUCUAGAAGCGGCGGAGGUACUCAAAUCGGAUGACAGUGAUCGUGAGACGCCCACAUCUGAUGAUACUAAUACCUCUUAUUCGGCGGGUAGUACCCACAACUCUCCGAUUUCAUCAUUUUCAAUAUCACGACUGUUAUUCGAUAACAGUAAUCCAAAUCAUCAUCCACAUGCCCAUCAUGGCGGUCAUCAUCAUCAUCAUGGUAAACAUAAAGGCCAUUCCGGGCAUGGUGCGGGUAAUGGUAUAUCAUCGCUGUCACAUGAUAUUAUGACAAAUUCCCAUCACUCCAGUGCAAUGCAACAUCAUCCCUAUAAUCAACAACAACAUUUACAUCAUUUGCAACAGUUGCAUCAACAGCAUCAGCAACAUCAACAACAACAACAGCAGCAGCAACAACAUCAAUUAAUGAUGGCUGAAGCGGCGGAAUUGCAGCGUAGACGUCAAGAAGAAUAUCAUCGGGAACAGCAGCAGCAACAUUUGCAACAAAACCAACAACAACAACAGAAAUCUUAUGAUGAUGAUGAUCUCAUCACUGAUCCCGAUGUUGAUCCCGAAGAUGAUGAUGACUGUGAUAAGGAAGAAAUUGACAUCUGUGAUGAUACCGAAGAUGAACAAAUGAAGGAGAAUUUGAAAAUGAUCAAACGUGAAGAGGUCGAAAAUAGAUGAAAUUUAUUUAUUGAUGUUCUAUUGUA
Messenger RNA from Musca vetustissima, 2187 nucleotides. RefSeq names its product homeobox protein Hmx (gene Vsx1). Gene Ontology annotation, molecular function: DNA-binding transcription factor activity, RNA polymerase II-specific; sequence-specific double-stranded DNA binding. The transcript is spliced from 3 exons. The coding region runs from base 14 to 2161 and encodes 715 amino acids. The record is from RefSeq and is a predicted model, not a curated record. NCBI's taxonomy places the organism in Eukaryota, Metazoa, Arthropoda, Insecta, Diptera, Muscidae. Gene Ontology annotation, biological process: regulation of transcription by RNA polymerase II. Gene Ontology annotation, cellular component: nucleus.